AUGCUGAUCGAAAGCUCCCGGGACCUCAAUGCGAUGAAGGAGGUCGGUUGGAUCGAUUCCCAGACGGAGCACAUCGCCGUGAGCACGGUGAUCUACACGGAGGACCUUGAAAUGUUCACCUCCCUGACCGUGUCCUUCGACUUCGACUAUGCGGGGAACGUGGAGGGAUCAGUGAGCAUGGUCACCUACAAGGACGUGAUCUUGACUUCAGCCCAGAACUUCGUGGCAUGCCUGCUCACAACCU
Messenger RNA from Symbiodinium sp. CCMP2456, 244 nucleotides. Lineage: Eukaryota; Dinophyceae; Suessiales; Symbiodiniaceae. The record is from the annotation of a GenBank genome assembly.